This is a messenger RNA of Dermacentor silvarum, 780 nucleotides long. Its product is annotated as G2/mitotic-specific cyclin-B3. The transcript is spliced from 4 exons. Bases 1 to 780 code for a protein of 259 amino acids. Lineage: Eukaryota; Metazoa; Arthropoda; Arachnida; Ixodida; Ixodidae. The record is from RefSeq and is a predicted model, not a curated record.
AUGAAAUGCCCUUAUGAUGAACAUGCCUCAUUUUUGGACACUAGUUGUGCCAUUGCAACUGACCUGCACUUCAAGGGAGCACAAGCCCUGGUAUCCCAGAAACGAGCAGCCGAGAACUCCCCACAGAAGGCCCCCUCAAGGAAGCGUGCCAUUCUGGGUGACAUCACCAACCCCAACCACAAAGCAAUAGUGACCGCAGCAGCAGCAGCAGCCAAGAAAGGUGGCUUAAUCAAGCCAGGGCCCAAGAAGACAGUGCUUCGGGCACGGAACGUCGCAGUUGCUGCAGCAGCCGCUGCACAUAAGCCUGUAGCCAAGGCAGCCACUGCUGCCACGGUAGCCACCAAGCCCCUGCCAGAAAAACCUACAAGCUCCGAAGAACCGCAGACCUCGGCCUUGCCAAUUGCGUCUGAAGAACGGCAACGCUCUGACCUGCCUGAAGGAGUUGCCGACUUUGACUUUGAGUCUCAAGAUGAACCAUUCUCGGAGUCCACAUAUGCAUCGGACAUCUUCAACUACUACAAGGAGCGAGAGGAGUCGUUUGUGGUUCCGAAGUACCGCGAUCGCCAGAUGGAGCUCUCCGUGAGCAUGCGGGCAGUGCUUGUUGACUGGAUGUGGAGGUGCAAGAGAACUUUGAGCUCAAUCACGAGACACUCUACCUGGCGGUCAAAUGUGUCGACAGAUACCUGUCCCUGGAGCCCUGCUCUAAGACCCAGCUGCAGCUGCUGGGAGCCACCGCCAUGUUUGUGUCCUGCAAGUUUGACGACUUUGCCCACCGCGUGA